This is a messenger RNA of Chiloscyllium plagiosum (whitespotted bambooshark), 5009 nucleotides long. Its product is annotated as cytosolic phospholipase A2-like. Gene Ontology annotation, cellular component: Golgi apparatus; nucleus; endoplasmic reticulum. Gene Ontology annotation, biological process: glycerophospholipid catabolic process. Lineage: Eukaryota; Metazoa; Chordata; Chondrichthyes; Orectolobiformes; Hemiscylliidae. Gene Ontology annotation, molecular function: calcium ion binding; calcium-dependent phospholipid binding. The record is from RefSeq and is a predicted model, not a curated record.
UGUGUAAUAUCCGCCUGAGUUUUCUCUACUUCGUUCUUUUUUUCAAAACGCUCGGGAGGAUUUACCGGAGAACAGGGGAAGAAAGUGAGUGGAAGCAGACACUGUGAGAGGAAUGGAACUAGACAUUUGCUGAAAGCUAUCUAUUUUUUCAUCGCACCGAGAAAUCUUCAAGAUUUUGUUUAAUCAGUGCCUGUUGAACCAGUAAACUGUAAGAUACACCAAGAUCUGUUCAACUGCAAUUGAGAAUGGCUUCUAUAGACCCUUAUUCUCACAUAAUAGUUGAACAUCAGGUUUCUCACAGAUUAACUGUGUCUGUGCUAAGAGCUGAGAAAGUAACAAAGGGAACAUUUGGAGAUCUACUUGACACUCCUGACCCUUACAUUGAAUUGCUCAUCGCCACGGCACCAGAGGGCCGCAAACGCACCAAGUACCUCAACAACAUUGUCAACCCAGAGUGGAAUGAGACGUUUGAAUUCCUUCUUGACCCCAAUGAGAAGAAUAUUAUGGAGAUUACUUUAAUGGAUGCAAAUUAUGUGAUGGAUGAAACUUUGGGCACUACCUCAUUCAAUAUUGGAGAGAACAUCAAAGUAGGAAAAAAGAAGGAGUUUUCAUUCGUCUUCAAUAAUGUGACUACUGUCUUUUUGGACAUGUACUUAGAAGUUUGUUCUUCAGCUGAUCUGAGAUUCAGUAUGGCACUGUGCAAUGAGGAGAAGUCAUUCAGACAGAUGAGAAGAGAAAAAGCCAUGCAAGGAAUUAAGAAGCUCUUAGGUCCAACAAAUUCCAUGAAUGCACCGCAAUCAAUACGGGAGGUACCAACAAUAGCUAUUCUGGGUUCUGGAGGAGGCUUUCGAGCGAUGGUUGGGUUUGCUGGUGUUAUGAAGGCAUUGAUGGAAUCUGGAGUUUUUGAUUGUGCAACUUAUAUCGCAGGGCUCUCUGGUUCCACUUGGUACAUGUCAACAUUGUAUUCUCACCCUGACUUUCCAAGAAAAGGACCAGGCGAAAUCAACAAAGAGCUGAUGGAAAGUGUCAGUUAUAGUCCAAUGUACCUGCUGACCCCUUUGAGGAUCAGACGUUACAUUGAGGCACUGUGGAAGAAGAAGAGGUCAGGGCAACCUGUCACCUUUACUGAUGUGUUUGGGAUGCUCAUUGGCGAAACACUGAUUCAAAAUAGAAUGAACUCUAAGAUGAGUGAGAUGAAGGAUAAAAUAAAUGAUGGUCUUUGUCCCAUGCCCUUGUUCACCUGUCUUCAUGUAAAACCGGAUGUGUCUGAGCUUAUGUUUGCCGAUUGGGUGGAGUUCAGUCCAUAUGAGAUUGGAAUGGCAAAAUACGGGACCUUCAUGCACCCUGGAAUCUUUGGCAGCAAAUUCUUUAUGGGAACAGUGGUGAAGAGAUAUGAAGAGAAUCCACUUCAUUUCUUAAUGGGUGUUUGGGGUAGUGCUUUUUCGAUUUUAUUCAACCGAGUACUCGGAGUUACCAGUUCCAACAAUCAAAGCUCCACCACUAUGGAGGAAGAGCUAGCACAAAUUCAAGCCAAGCAUUUAAUAGGAAACGACAGCUCCGAUAGUGAUGAUGAAUCCCAACCCAAAGAGGACAGAAUCGGUAGUGAAGCAGCUGAUAUGGAAGAGGAGAUCCAGAGAAAUAACCAGGACAGCUGGGUACAGAGGAUGUUAAAGACUCUGUUCAGCGACACUGCACUCUUCAACACGCGAGAAGGCCGUGCAGGAAAGGUGCAUAACUUCAUGCUGGGUCUCAACCUAAACACAUCAUUCCCACUCUCUCCUCUCUGUGACCUCAUGAUGCAAGAGGAAGAUGAAGAAGAAGUUGUCACAGACCCAGAUGAAUUUGAAAGGAUUUAUGAACCACUUGAUGUGAAAAGUAAGAAAAUUCAUGUGGUGGACAGCGGGCUCACUUUCAACCUCCCCUACCCAUUAAUACUGAGGCCCCAACGUGCUAUUGACCUUAUCAUCUCCUUCGAUUUUUCUGCCAGGCCAAGUGACUCCAGCCCACCUUUUAAGGAGCUCCUCCUUGCAGAGAAGUGGGCAAGAAUGAACAAUCUGCCAUUUCCUAAGAUUGACACCAAGGUUUUUGACCGAGAAGGAUUAAAAGAGUGUUACGUCUUCAAACCUAAAAACCCAAUGACAGAGAAGGACUGUCCGACCAUCAUCCACUUUGUACUGGCAAACAUCAACUUUAGGCAUUAUAAGGCACCAGGUGUUAAAAGAGAGAGCGAGAAAGAAAUGGAGAAUGUGGACUUUGACAUCUUUGAUGAUGCUGAUUCCCCAUAUUCUACUUUCAACUUCCAAUAUUCCAAUAAGGCAUUUACACUGCUUCAUGACCUAAUGGAGUUCAACACGCUUAACAAUAUUGAGUUGAUUAAAGAUGCCAUAAUCGAGAGCAUUAAGUACAGACGACAGAAUCCAUCUCGCUGCUCUGUAUCCCUCAGUGACGUAGAAUACAGAAGAUUGAAAAAGUCACUUAGUUUUGAUGGGCUGCAGUCCAGGAGGAAGCGACAUGCUGCAGAGGAACAACAUAAACCAAUUUAGCAGCAGCACUGCCACAGGAGGAGACUGGCAUUUCCAGAGACUGGCAGUCAAAUCUUAACUACCCAAGUCCACAAUAUUUACUCCUUGGAUUGGACUACACAUUGGAUCUUACGUAAUACCCUGACCGCAAUCAGCGUAUCAAAAUAAUAACAAAACAAAAGAGCAGAAUCCUACUUAAAAACAACAGUGAUGAUAAUAACAUAAUGGACAAGCUGUGAAAGAUAGAGUACACCAAAUGGAAGAUUCUAUUGUCAUGGUUAAAACCCACUUCCUUUUCACGCAUUCUUUGUUUUCCCAUCUAUCUAGGGGAGGGGUCAUACCUUGGCUCUCAACCAGUGCUGGUCUGAAUUGAUAAAUGUGGACUAAGCAGAACAUGGUGAUGACAAUAUUAUUGGUUCUUCUUUUCCCAGUCCACUUUGUAGCUAAGUUCCAACAAUUACUUGCCUGAGGAUCAGGAAGUCAAUAAUGAUUACAAUUAUAAAUUAAAUCUUAUCAUAUACUGCAGAUUGCUGAGGGACAGAAAUUAAAGUUAACUUUCAAAACAUGUUUCUUUUUGGGAUCUGUAACUCAAAGUGAGUGAUAAUAGUCACUUUGCAUUCUGAUUUUAGAUAAAAAAUAGUGUCAUCAACUAGUCCUGUAGAAUUUCUUUAUCACACCUGAUCUUUUAUGUCUUAAGGACAGUGUAGCUUCUUGCAAACACAAGACUUGCUGGUUUUACACUGAGAAUGUCUCAUUAGCAUUUCUUCAUUCAGGUCGUCCACUAAUAAAUCUAGCAAGAGGACAAAUGGAUUCUGUGUUUAUUUAGAUAGAUAUCCAAACCAAGUAUAAAGAGCUCCCGUUCAUGGCAUACAAUGAUAAUAUAGAAAACUCAAUGUGGCCAAGUGAGACGUGUUUGUGGGGUUUGAAAUAUAACAAGCAGAAUUAUCAGAAUCAUCAGUCUCUUUACCGAAACUUCCAACUGUGUGAUAUAUUGGUAACCAUUUGCAUAAAUGACGCUUUGGGUAAAACAAUAAUCUAUUGCCACAUUUAUUGUUAAAAUUCCAACAAGACAAGGUUUUGAGAGCCAGUUUCUAUUAUAUUGCCCUACAAUGUGUUAAAUUGGCUGGCCUCAGUUGGAAUUCUAUUGAAACAUCAAAUUGAAUAGUAUGUUCCCUGACACCACUUUAAAAAGAUGGUGGUUCCCUAUGUCACAUCUAGACCAGAUUUUUUGGGAGGAGACAGCAUGCUCCAUUUUCGCUCCUUUUCCAUAAUACCAGGAAUGAUGUGGUUUAGCUUCCAACAUUCCACUUUACAUUGAUUGCACCAAGUCAGCUGAAUAAUACCCUGCCCCAACAGAGCACCACAGCUUAGCUUUACUUUUGCAUUAUAUGUGUCAUUUCUUGAUUACCUAAAUGUAAAACUGGCAAAUGAAUUCUUCAGAAAAUUGUAUUUAUGGCUGAGAUUUUGGAAAAUGGCCAAACAUACAACUUUCUGGUCAGUGGAAGUCAUCGUCAACGUGGAUCUCUUUAUUAGUACGAUUUCCCUCUCCUGAGUCCUCCACUAUCACUUCCUUCAGACUGAGCUGCACGCUUUUACUCUGUCAGUGCUGAGGAAACAUGGGAAUCAAUUGAGUUUGGGACAGUGUCAGUGAUUUCCUUCCUGCCAUAAAGGGAAAGAAGCUGCUUAGGCCAGAUAUUCCACCUCGCGGCACACAGCGAGAAUGAGGAAAACUCGGUGUGGCCAAGCAAGUGAGGCGUGUUUGUGGGGUUUGAAAUAUAACAACCAGAGCAAUCAGAAUCAUCAGUCUCUUUACCAAAAUUCCAGCUGCGUGAUAUGUUGGUACCUUUUGCAUUCAUGACACUUUGGGUAAAACUAUAAUCUGUUGCCACAUUUAUUUUGAAAUUCCAAUAAGGCAAGGUUUUGAGAGCCAGUUUCUAUUUUAUAGUCCUUGGAGACCACACUAUUCUCUGUUUAUAAAUCAUCUUAAUCCAUAUGACUUUUGAUAACAUGCAUUAUACACAUUUGGAGGAUUAAAAGCCCAAUUGUUUUUCUCUUUCUCAUCUGGUGGACCUGCCCCAAGGCCAUGUCAUUGAAUUAUUUUCAGGCUAAUGUCACAGCUAAAUUUUUAAGUGGGCGGUGGCUGCCAAGGGGGCACUCCCUGCAUUUACCAGUUUGGUGAAUCCGUUUGCAACUGCGCCCGUAUGUGAGGUCUGCUCAGAAAGAACUCAGAGCUAGGGAUGGAAACGGUGUCAGGGCAGUUCAGCAACUCCACCUGAUUCAACAAAAAUCUUUUUAAAGCAAAAGCGUAACUUUUCCAAGUAGGCAACCAACACCAAGAAACUGCAUUUUAUUUCACACACUUCGCCAUCAAAAUCAUAAUUGAACUCCUCUGACUGCUAUAGGGUCUGAUUUGAAUAUUUCAAAUGGAUUCGGUGUUGGGUGAGAGGUCCUGCUCUUUAAAAAGUCUGAUUUGUGAAAAGGGUGUAA